Pseudomassariella vexata is the source of this 897-nucleotide messenger RNA. Its product is annotated as short chain dehydrogenase reductase. The coding region runs from base 1 to 897 and encodes 298 amino acids. Lineage: Eukaryota; Fungi; Ascomycota; Sordariomycetes; Amphisphaeriales; Pseudomassariaceae. The transcript has 3 exons. Gene Ontology annotation, molecular function: oxidoreductase activity. The record is from RefSeq and is a predicted model, not a curated record.
AUGGCCACUCUGAGUAUCUCUGAAAAUGAUAUCCCGGAGCUUAGCGGGAAAACGGCUAUUGUCACAGGAGGCUCGUCCGGCAUCGGCUUGGCUGCCGCCCAGAUUAUGGCCGCGAAAGGCGCCACCGUCGUCAUUUUGGACAUUGAGGCCCCAGAGGCCUCGUUGAAGACCAUCCAGUACAUCAAGUGCGAUAUUAGUCAGUGGUCGGAUCUCAGCGCCGCAUUCGCGCAGGUUGGCCCCGUUCACAUCGCCAUAGCCAACGCCGGCGUGGGUGAAGACGGAAGCUACCUGACCGACUUAUACGAUGAAAAUGGCAAUCUACUCGAGCCGACGUACACAGUGGUUGAUGUCAAUCUGCGCGGGACGUUGAACUUCGUCAAACUUGCACUGCAUAAUAUGAAGAAGAACGAAAUCAGGGGCAGUAUUGUAAUCACCUCGAGUGCGACGGCGUAUUCGGCAGAACAGUCUCUUCCGGUCUACAGCGGGACAAAGGCGGCGUUGAUCAACUACAUGCGCGCCAUGCGGUCCAUCCUCCGAGAUACCGGCAUUACCAUCAACGCCGUCGCUCCGGCCGCGACUAUCACCAAGCUUCUACCGCCCGAUCUGGCGGCGCCCAUCAUUGCAUCUGGUCUGCCCGUCAGCACGGCCCAUUUUGUUGGCCUUGCCGUCGUGUAUUCCGCCGUGGCAACCGAGUCGCAGAAGGUUCAGGCUUACGGAAACGAUACAGAUGAAUGGAAGAAGGCACCGGGCCGUUGGAAUGGCAGAACUAUCUUGACUCAUGGGGAACUAUAUACGGAACUGGAGGGGCCGCUAGCCGACUCGCGCGCUGUUUGGUUCGGGGAGGGUAAUGUCCGGGAGACUAGGCGUCAGCAAGUGGCUACGGACUUCAGGUGCUAA